GGGAGGGGACAGCGCGGGAGCGCGCCUGCCGCGGCUCUUCUCGCCGGGCUGCCGAGCGGGCAGCAGCAGGAGCAGCGGCACCGAGAGCGCGAGUGGCCCCUGGACCCUCUUCUCCCCGGGCAGAGAGGGGCCGCACCUUCCCGUGAGUACCGACUGGCCGUCUCUGUCACCGCGCCGCGCAUCACGCAGGGCAAGGCAGUAACAUAAAGACCUGUCAUAGAGGAGAUAAGAAAAGGAGGAAAAGAAAAAAGAGAUACCAACUUUCUCAGAAGUUAUUUGUACAAAGGAUCAAUAUUUCAAGAUGUGUGAAGGAGAAGGGUCUGACUGACAAGCUGCCUUGAUAUACACUGUUAUUCUGACUAUGACUGGAUUGACUGAAAAUUGCCUCAAAGAGUAAGGUUUCUUGUCUAUACUUACAUAACUACUGCAAGCUAUCUAGUCUUACCAAGUUGAACUUCAUUCUUCAAGUGUGAUUUACUCAGUACAACCCAAAAUCAUGAUGAAAAAGAUGAGCAUACCUACAAGCAAAAUUUCCCUGGUCCUCUUUCUGUGCCAAAUUAUUUCUGCACUGGAUGUACCUCUUGACUCAAAACUUCUAGAAGACUUGUCACAACCUCCUACGAUAACUCAGCAAUCUCCAAAAGAUUACAUUGUUGACCCUCGAGAGAAUAUUGUAAUACAGUGUGAAGCCAAAGGAAAGCCACCUCCUAGCUUCUCCUGGACACGCAAUGGAACUCAUUUUGAUAUAGAUAAAGAUGCACAGGUAACAAUGAAACCAAAUUCAGGGACUCUUGUCAUAAAUAUUAUGAAUGGUGGGAAAGCAGAAGCAUAUGAGGGAGUUUACCAGUGUACAGCAAGGAAUGAACGAGGAGCAGCCAUUUCCAACAAUAUCAUUAUAAGGCCUUCUAGAUCGCCUUUGUGGACGAAAGAAAAACUGGAACCAAAUCAUGUUCGCGAAGGUGAUUCACUAGUACUGCACUGCAGACCUCCUGUUGGCUUGCCACCACCUAUCAUAUUUUGGAUGGAUAAUGCUUUCCAAAGGCUGCCUCAAAGUGAAAGAGUUUCCCAAGGUCUAAAUGGAGAUCUUUAUUUUUCUAAUGUACAACCAGAAGACACUCGGGAGGACUAUAUCUGCUACGCAAGAUUUAAUCACACGCAAACUAUACAGCAGAAACAACCCAUAUCUGUAAAGGUCCUUUCAAUGGAUUCAUUGAAUGACACUAUAGCUGCUAAUUUGAGUGACACUGAUAUUUAUGGUGCAAAGCCAGUUACAGAAAGGCAGCCAGUUCUUCUAACACCAACAGGUAGCACAAGUACCAAAGUGGAACUCAGAGGAAAUGUGCUUUUGUUGGAGUGCAUCGCAGCAGGAUUACCCACACCAGUAAUCCGCUGGAUCAAGGAGGGUGGGGAACUGCCAGCCAACAGAACAUUUUUUGAAAACUUUAAGAAAACUCUCAAGAUUAUAGAUGUUUCAGAAGCUGACUCUGGGAACUACAAAUGUAUAGCAAGAAAUACUUUAGGUUCAGUUCAUCAUGUCAUUUCAGUAACUGUGAAAGCUGCUCCAUACUGGAUAACAGCACCCAGAAACUUGGUUUUGUCUCCUGGUGAAGAUGGAACAUUGAUCUGCAGAGCUAAUGGCAACCCAAAGCCUAGUAUAAGCUGGUUAGCAAAUGGUGUUCCCAUAGCAAUUGCCCCAGAAGAUCCUAGCAGAAAGGUGGAUGGUGACACCAUUAUUUUCUCACACGUGCAAGAAAGGUCAAGUGCUGUCUAUCAGUGCAAUGCUUCUAAUGAAUACGGAUACUUGCUAGCAAAUGCGUUUGUGAAUGUUCUGGCUGAGCCACCAAGAAUUCUAACUCCUGCUAAUAAACUGUAUCAAGUCAUUGCAGACAGUCCCGCAUUGCUAGACUGUGCUUAUUUUGGGUCACCUAAGCCUGAAAUUGAAUGGUUUAAGGGAGUGAAAGGUAGCAUCUUGCGUGGAAAUGAGUACGUUUUCCAUGAUAACGGAACCUUGGAAAUUCCAGUGGCUCAGAAGAAUAGUGCUGGUACAUACACAUGUGUAGCAAGGAAUGAAUUAGGAAAGAUACAAAAUGAGGUGCAGUUGGAAAUUAAAGAUCCAACGAUGAUCAUUAAACAGCCAGAAUACAAAGUGAUUCAGAGAUAUGGCCAGGUUUCUUUUGAGUGUAUAAUAAAACAUGAUUCUACCUUACUACCAACAGUUACAUGGUUGAAGGACAAUGAUGAACUGCCAGAUGAUGAAAGGUUUCUAGUUGGUAAAGACAACUUGACCAUUAUGAAUGUAACUGAUAAAGAUGAUGGAACAUACACUUGCAUAGUUAAUACUACUCUGGACAGUGUUUCAGCAAGUGCUGUGCUUACUGUUGUUGCUGCUCCCCCAACACCAGCUAUCAUUUACGCUCGGCCAAAUCCACCCUUUGACUUGGAAUUGACAGGUCAGCUAGAAAGAAGCAUUGAUCUCUCAUGGAUACCAGGGGAUGAAAACAACAGUCCCAUUACAAGCUUUGUGAUUGAGUAUGAAGACGCGCUGCACGAACCAGGAGUGUGGCAUUACCAGACGGAAGUCCCUGGCACUCAGACAACAGUGCAGCUGAAGUUGUCUCCCUAUGUCAACUACUCCUUCCGUGUGAUAGCUGUCAAUAAGAUUGGCAGAAGUCAGCCCAGUGAGCCAUCUGAGCAGUACCUGACAAAAUCUGCAAGCCCUGAUGAAAAUCCUGCUAAUGUGCAGGGGAUAGGCUCAGAACCUGAUAAUUUGGUAAUAACAUGGGAGCCUUUAAAAGGUUUUCAGUCUAAUGGACCAGGGCUUCAGUACAAAGUCAGCUGGCGCCAGAAAGAUGUUGAUGAUGAAUGGACAUCUGUUAUAGUUGCAAAUGUAUCUAAAUAUAUUGUGUCUGGUACACCAACUUUUGUCCCAUAUGAAGUUAAAGUGCAAGCUUUAAAUGACUUGGGGUAUGCACCAGAGCCAUCAGAGGUGAUUGGACAUUCAGGGGAAGACUUGCCAAUGGUUGCUCCAGGCAAUGUGCAGGUUCAUGUUAUUAACAGCACAUUAGCAAAGGUGCAUUGGGACCCAGUUCCACUAAAAAGUGUCCGAGGACACCUUCAAGGGUACAAGAUUUACUACUGGAAAGUGCAGAGUCUGUCCAGAAGGAGUAGACGACAUGUAGAAAAAAAGAUCUUGACUUUCAGGGGAAACAAGACUUUUGGAAUGUUACCAGGGCUGGAGCCCUAUAGUUCCUACAAGCUGAAUGUUAGAGUUGUUAAUGGUAAAGGAGAAGGACCAGCAAGCCCAGACAAAGCAUUUAAGACCCCUGAAGGAGUUCCUAGUUCACCUUCCUUUCUGAAGAUUACUAACCCAACAUUGGACUCUCUGACUCUGGAGUGGGGCUCACCCACCCAUCCAAAUGGUGUUUUGACAUCAUAUACACUGAAGUUUCAGCCAAUCAACAACACACAUGAAUUGGGUCCCUUGAUAGAGAUAAGAAUUCCUGCCAAUGAGAGCAGCUUGAUAUUAAAAAAUUUAAAUUACAGCACCCGGUACAAGUUUUACUUUAACGCACAAACUUCAGUUGGAUCAGGAAGUCAGAUAACUGAGGAAGCAGUAACAAUUAUGGAUGAAGCUGGUAUUCUCCGUCCUGCUGUAGGUGCAGGCAAAGGAUAUUCAGAAAUCCUUUUUGCAACUUCCCCAGUCAUGCAUACUGUCCGUCCAACAUUCUAUAAGGUUCAACCACUUUAUCCAAGGAUCAGAAAUGUUACAACAGCUGCUGCUGAGACCUAUGCCAAUAUCAGUUGGGAGUAUGAGGGACCAGAUCAUGCGAACUUUUAUGUUGAAUAUGGUGUAGCAGGCAGCAAAGAAGAUUGGAAAAAAGAAAUUGUAAAUGGUUCUCGAAGCUUCUUUGUCUUAAAGGGUUUAACACCAGGAACAGCAUAUAAAGUCCGGGUUGGUGCUGAGGGCCUGUCUGGUUUUAGGAGUGCAGAGGAUGUGUUUGAGACAGGUCCAGCAAUGGCAAGCCGGCAGGUGGACAUCGCUACUCAAGGAUGGUUCAUUGGUCUUAUGUGUGCUGUUGCUCUUCUGAUCUUGAUUUUACUGAUUGUAUGCUUCAUAAGGAGGAAUAAGGGUGGCAAGUAUCCAGUGAAGGAAAAGGAGGAUGCACAUGCUGAUCCAGAAAUACAACCUAUGAAGGAAGAUGAUGGAACGUUUGGUGAAUACAGGUCCAUGUCUGCUUGGACAGGAAAGAAACUGGACAAGGAAAGGAGAACAAAAGGUAGCUGUGCCAAUUCUCCUGAAGCAAACCCUCUCUUUACCAAAGCAAAGUCUGUGAGAUCUGACAGAUCCAACUUCUUCAGAAGGUCAGGGGAUCAAUACUCCAGCACCAGAUCAGAGACCUCCUACACCAGGAGGAGGGCUAGGCAGUCUUCAGAGCUUACAAGGGUUAGUUCUGUCUCUGCUUCCCUCUGCCGAGAGGAAAAGAGGUCAGACGGAUGGAAGUACAGGCAUGGCUCUAGACAUCAUGCUUCUGAGCAACACAUAAUGGGGUCGGAGGAGGGCUCAGAUUCUCAGGCAGGACAGCCAUCCCCUUUCCAGCAACCCCUCAGCUGCAACUCAAUUGGUGGCUUACUGGGAAGGCAGCAUUCUUCUCUCCAGCACUGGUGCAGCCAGACCCCAGACUGCAGCUCAGAUUCAGAAGACACUCAGAGCUCCUGCCACAGGAAGGUAAGACCUUCUACUGCUACUCACUUCUCUGAAUCUGAAAAGAAUUCACUAAUGAAAUCUAUAAUCUUGCCUGAGCUGGCCACUGUCUUAAAGGAUGCUUUGACAGCAGCCAGACAAAGCAUAACAUCUGUGGCACAGGCUAGGUCCCAUUCAGUGAAGCAUCCCAAGGUACCAAUUGCAGAAGUUCCACUGGUUCCUUUAGAAGCAUCCGGGAGCAGUUCCCAGAUUUCUGAGUUUGAUCAUAUGGACAGCUUAAAAGAUCAAACAACUUCUGGGAAGGAGAAACCUGAGGCUGACAAGGCCUGGGAGGUUGAAUCAGCCCCUGAAGACGGGGAGGUGGCAUCUGAAUCCCCUACAGAAGAUCCAGAAGGACCAGAUUCUCUACGUAAAUUUGACAUAGAGAAUCAGAAUUACCUUUUUGAACACAUAAAGAAGGUGCUAAUGCUAAAGUCUUCCAAAUCUGAAUGUGCCUCUGAAGAAGGCAAGGUAGAUAAUGCACUUCCUAUCCAUUCAGCUGUGGAAGAUCUUGUCUGCAGGAUUUGGGGAAAUCCUGAAGCCAAGCAUGAAGCCCCACCAGUCCUACAUAAGCUCUAUCCUUUUCCAGUGGAUAAAGCUGCUUUGUGGGGGACCUUGCCUGAGGUAGACAGAGCAUUGGUUACUGGUAAUUGUGUACUGUCAGUGCCUGAUAAUACAGAUGCUCUCCCUAAAGAUCCUACUGACAGAAAGAUUGAGGAAGCAAUUAAAAGAUCUUUCAAGCUAGCUGCAGCCCAGCUUGGAGUAUCUAUCUACUGCACUUAUGCUUCUAAAGCUUUGCUAAUAUGGUUAGAGGAAGAACAAGCUAGAUUCAAAAAGAAGUGGGUCCCAUCUGGUGCCAUGCAGAGAAAACGCAGGCUGUGUAAAAUUGCAGCUAAUUUUAUCCAUGAUGCAGCUGAGGAUUCUCUUAGACUCACUGUUAAAAAUGUGGCAUGCCUCACUGUAGCCUGGAGAGCUCUCUGGCUGCGUCCUUGGAGCUCAUCACUAGAUCUGAAAUGUAAGCUGCUGUCUUUACCAUACACAGGGGGCAAGCUGUUUGGUGAAUCCUUAGUCCAGAUCAUGCAGGAUGCCUCAGAACACAAGCACUCCUUACGUCAGAUGAAAAAAAAGAGCUCUGUUGGAAGCUCUUCAUGUUCUCACAAGUGUCUGAGCUCCUUGCGUUCUCCUCCAAAGUUCAAAGGAGGGAAGGGAAAGUAUAAGGUCUCACAUUCAUUUCAUGCCAAGUAUGAAAAGACAUCUCACUUUCAAAGAGAUAUCAGACCAUCAAGAGGAACUUUCUAAGAACAUAGACUUGCUUCCUAGUUUCACAGGAACUGAGAAGAGUGAAAGACAUGGAAAUGUUUCAAUAUUUCUGAACAAAUAAACCCAGCGCUUAGAAAAUUAGUUGUUCCCAAGUAAGAUUUAAAUUAUGAAGUUACUUAAAUCUUAAUGACUAAUUAAGAUAUUUUAGAGAAAUCAUAGCUCUCAAAUCCCUUCUCUUUAGGGGAGGGUUUUUUACAUUAGAUUUCUAGUCUUUCUAGUGGUCUUUGGAUGGUUUGGAUUUGUUUGAAGUUUUGCACUCCUCAAUUUCAACUGAGAGAAUACUUUCUAUGUGAGAGUUGGCUGGUCUGUAGGACCAGACAACAUCAGAUUUUUCUGCUAUAUUGAUCUAAUGAAAGAAAUAAUGCUUUAGGAAAUGCAGGUGUUUUGGGAACUAAGGAAUUACUAUGGCUGCUAUAUUCCUGUGACUGGAUGGAUUCCUUCAUUUUUACAUAUAAGGGAAAACAGUGCCUCUGUAGCAAUCUGCUCUGCACCCUCAGUGGUUUUCUGAGUUGUAGAAGACUGAGACAGUAAAUUGUGGACAGUCAUUGUCUACACCAAGAACCUGCAAGCAACAGAAGAAGUACCACAGAUGUGUGUUGAGAUCAGCAUAGGUGUAAAUAAGCCUAAAUUUCUCUUCUGGUCCAUAAAUGGAGAGAAAUUAAGAAGUUAUGACAGCUACAGACCUGUGAGUUCAUGGGUAGGAAAACUGGAAGCAAGCAAUUACAAGGGAAAGUUGGAAGUCCAGUGGUCUGCAGAAUGUUCUUAGGAAGAUGAAACAGGACAAGGCAAAUACAGUAGUGGAAUUGCUGCUGUGGUAACUCAGGAUAUUUGCACAUUUUGGUGAAUUAUUUUGCCUCUUUUCUUCAAUAUUUUGACACACACUGUUUUAUCUAGAAAUUCUAGGAUAUGCUGUGAGUCACUUUGGCAGAGAGUUCUGGGAUUGCUAGAUAAUAUAUUACUCUUUCUUCUUUUUCUGAGUUGAUUAACAAUUAAAAUAAAGUUUGUAACUACAAGUGUAGGGUUUUUCUCUUGUAGUUACUUAACUUGCAGCUUAGGUGUGUUUCCAUAGGGACCUAGUCAUGAUUUGUGCCUCAGGACUGUAAUUCUAAGCUUGGUCCCUUCCAGGACAAGAGAUUAUCUCAGUGGAGAUUAUCUGAAGAGCUGAACAGUCCAACUGGAUUUGGCAGUGGUCUUACUGUGUUCUAAUUUACGCACAUGUACUUUCUUUGACAAUUCUUGUUUUAAUUCUGGAAUACUUGAGUGACUAACAACUUUCAGUACAUUGCAUUUUAAAGCCAGAGCUUCAUCACCCAGUUUUUCCAGCUUCUGCCAGGACUGAAGAUUGAGUAUUACAGAUAUGCUAAUGAAAAACUACUCAGAAGACUGAUAUAGUUGUGCUUAAAUAAGAAAUAGUAAAAUGGCUUGAAGUCUGGAUUGAAUGUAAUAAUAUUAGGACUCUCAGUCCUAAUAAUUUAGGAGUAUCAGCGGAAACCUCUUAGGUGUGGGAACAGAUUCUCCUGGAGUAUGCAGAGAAGCCACAGAGGAAGGUAUUUCUGUGGCUUUCCCUGAUAUUUAGCUUUUAUUUAAACAUUUCUGGGCUAUUGACCUGAGGUCACAGAAAAAGGAAUUUAGUGCCAACCGUUUUCAUCUUCUGCAUCCACUUUCUGUGUCUCAUAGCCCAGAAUGUUUUACCCACUUUGUUUCAUGUUGCCUUUCACUUGACAGUUGUGCUGUAAGGAAAAGUAGUAUAUUGCUAACCAUAUAUUGAGUCUUUUUGCAUGUCUAUGAAUGUGGCAAAGUUUAGUUGGGAACUAGUUGCCUGCUGGACUGCAGAGGCAUCAUAAAAGUUUCUUCCCCAUUCUGACUGGUUGCUGCAUGUACCCAUAUCUAAGGAAGAAAAAUUGAAAAGUUGAAAGAAGAAAGGAGAUUUCAAGGUACAUAUUUCUUUCAAUAACUGAUAAGCUUGUGAAAUGGAAUUACUUUUUUAAAACAAAUAAAUUUGUAUUUUGCACUUAUGGUAUUGUUACGUUCAUACUUCUUAUGUCUCUUAAUAACUAACUUCAAGUUUGAUAUGUGUUUCAUCAAACUAAGAAGAGAAACAUUCAUAUAAUAGCAGUCAUUAAUGAUUAAUAUUUAAAUCAUGCUUUUAGAAUAUGCUUUAAUAGUAAAUGCUUUUCUUACUGAAGUGUAUGUGGUACAUAUAAGUACUUAUCAAAAUGAAUGAUACAUAUAAGUCUUCUUUGUGAAAUUUUCAUCCCUAAAAAAAUACUAGUAUGGAAUUUAUUUUUACAGCAAAAAAUAGUAAAAGUAUGGCUACACUUAAUUUCCAUGGCUCUAAAUAAAGCACUCUCACCUCAUGUUUGGUUCCCUUCCAGUAUUGUUUUCUGACUAUUAAUUAGAUGUGCUGCAUAAAUGAAACUUUAAAAAAGCUUCUUCAAUUUGCCACUGUAAUUUUAGUCAACACAAUUGACUCAUUUUUUAAUAUUACAAUAUUACACUAGGUACAUAAUAAAAGUCAGCAAGCAAAACCACAAACAGAAACAAACUGAUUUAUCCUGAUUGCAUUUUGGAAUAGUUUUAUGAGCAGGUGUAAGCAAGGUUGGCAAACCUUGUGGGUACAAAAUUUAUGGCUUUACCAUGUUUUUGCAAUAUAAUAUUAUAAAAAUUCUACAGCCUAAAGUGUUCUAUAGCUCUUCCUAAUGUAAUUCAGCAGCUUUUGCAGUUUGCUUCUUGGCAACAAACAGAUAUUACAUUCAUUUUGCCAGACCACCAGAGCUCCUCCUCUUUUUUGAAUCCCCAGGGUAGCAAAAGUGUUGUCCAAAACAUUGAUAUGUUGACUUUUUUCUCCUUCUCCUAUUUGGUUGGUUUUUUCAUCUUUCCUCAAUUCUUUCUUUUCCACACAAAACACUGUGUUAAUUUAAGAGUCAUAAUCCAGUUUGAUACAGAAAAAAUGGUACCAUGGCAUAUGUUAUCUUUUCUGAACCAGGAGUGUAAAGCAUCUUGGAUAAUCCCACUUGUUUUUCCACUACCAGAGUCAUGGCAGAACCUCUCUCUAGACUUAUAUAGUGCAACAAGUGAAGGAAUCCCCGGGUUUGAUUUGAUUUUUGGAUUUGCUGUGACUGUGCUCUCACACCAGUGCCCACUUCCAUGUACAUACACUGCUGGGUAAAUCUGCAGUUGUUUUUGCUUUUAAUUAUAGAGAUUGUAGAAUUCACAUCCUGACUAAAAUAUAGAAAAAUCUUAUACUCAGUGCAACCCACUGUGUAAGUAUUUCUUCAUUGUUUGUCUUAUGCAUAAACUUUGUUUGCAGAAAUAUAAAUAAGAAAACCAGAAGAGCAACACAAAGCAGAAGUUCUCAUACUCAGAUUUUUCUGAAUUGUAAUGGCAAAUCGAACUUCUCAUUGGAUUAAAAUGUUGGUGCAUUUAUACAGUAGAGGCAUAUUGUUUAUAUAUGUAUAUUCCAACCUAGUGAAUUACACUGGCUGGGGUCAUACUUUAGAAUAUUUGCACAGAGAUUCAUGACCAAUCAGAAUAUGAUACAAUUGCAAUUUUCAUUUCUUUUAAUUUCUUUGUAUUGUGGUGUAAAGAAUUAUGAAGUUAUUCACCUGAAAUUAAACAAUAAACCGUAUACCCAGUGCUCUUUCCUUAACAGUCUAACCCAGAAAGCAGAUCUUCCCUGGGAGUAGGACUGGUUACAGUUUCAAAAGAAGGGCCUGGCCUUCAUUUGAUUUGUGCAGCCUGCUUUAAUGACUGUUAAUACCUUCUGAUGGAGGCAUUGGAGAAACUACAGUGUGUAUGAGUAUUAAAUACUGGAUUCCAACUUCAGCCUUCUAAAUACGGGGUCCUUCCAAAAUGAACUCUCUUCAGUAAUGUCUCUGUGAUCUGCUUGUGUUCGCAGUGUUACAAACAUUUUCACUCUGCUGCUGGAUUCUUGAAGUUUUGGAGUACGGUCUUUUAAAUGUUACUGGCCUGUGUGUUUGCAGCACCAGUGAGCACAGAUCAAUGACUUUUAUCCUCGUGCCUUAUACACCACAAUAAGUAAAACAUCAAGCCUGAUACAGUCACAUUUGGAGGUUUUGCUUUUGUGUGCUUUGAGCAUGAGGAUUUUCUUGCACAUAAAUAAGAGAGAUAUUCCUACCACUUUUUUUCUGCUGUAUAUGCAGAAUGAUAAAAUCUCUGAUAUGCUUUUUCUGUAAGUAUAUGCAUAUUAGAGUUGUCCUUCUUUUAGAAUUUUUUAACUUAGUGUUUUCCAAAACAAACAAACCAAAAAAAGGUGAUGAGGAGAAAUGGCUUGAUGGAAAAUGGGUGUAAUGGUUUUCUAGCAACAGUUUCCAAGAGAGCUUUUGUUGGCUAACUAUAUGAUCUGAUGUGGCCUUGUACAUCCUAUGAUUUUAUAUAUAUAUAUAUAUAUAUAUAUAUAUAUAUAUAUAUAUGUAUGUAUAUAUAUAUAUGUUUUCUCUGGGUGCUUAAAAGUAUUAAUUAGAAAAAAAUUGCAUUAUUUUAUAAGAUAUUAGGUUUUAGGAAAUAGAGGGUUAAAAUAAUUUGCUGAGUAUAUAUUCAGCCUAGUAUUCUAGAAAUUGCAAACUGUAAUUUUGUUUCUUUAAUAUUUUAUAUAUGUUUCUUUAUAUUUCUCAUAAACUGUGAAUCUAAAUAAAAAGCCCAAACUACUUCCUUUUUUUGUACCCUAUAUGCAAAUCAAGUCAUAUGUUCUGUUUAAGACAAAGUAAAUAAUUGCACCCAAAAGUGCAGCUGGCAAUAGUGGAUUUCAAUUCAAAAUGCUUUGGAGCUGCUGCUGAAAUCCUCAUCUUGACACUGAAGUGCAAUGUAAAGGAUUCUGAAAAGAGCCCAACUAUAUCUAUUUCAUGAAAUACAAGCCUACCACAGUUGCCAGUUUAUUUGAGGGUGUUGAUGGUGCUGCAGCUUUUCCAUGGACAAAGGAAAGACCACAGUACUUUGCUACAGACAUCUCCUCUAUUGGCCUUUCUUUCCUUUCGUUUUUGUGUUGUCCUCCAAAUCACCAUCAUCAUUGUCAGAGCAUUAUUGGUCAUAGAGUAGGGUAGGGAGAUGGAUCUGAUAAGAAAUGAAAAGACUAAGCAUGCUCUCAACUCCUCAAUUCUAGCUACUGUAAGCUAAAUUGUUGCUUUACCUGUAACACAGUAAAUAUUGUAGAAAUUUUAAGAGCUACUUAUUAUUGAUACAAUACUGAUCACUAUCAGGAUAUGGACUUUGCUUUUCU
Molecule: messenger RNA, 11297 nt
Organism: Passer domesticus (house sparrow)
Lineage: Eukaryota; Metazoa; Chordata; Aves; Passeriformes; Passeridae
Gene: NRCAM
Product: neuronal cell adhesion molecule
Exons: 34
Coding region: 497-6040 (1847 amino acids)
Biological process (GO): axon guidance; cell-cell adhesion; brain development
Cellular component (GO): axon; plasma membrane
Molecular function (GO): cell-cell adhesion mediator activity
Source: RefSeq, a predicted model, not a curated record